GGCAGUAGUAAUCUUUAACUUUCAUUGUAAAUAAUUAAUAAUUGGACGAUGUUGUAAACAUACUGUGUACAAUAUAAGAUCUACAUCUUGUUACCUAUUUUAUAAGUAACAUAAUGGGUGACAGCAGUGAUUCGGAGGAGUUCUACGACGCCGAGGAAUUCACACCCAUCAAGGGUUCAAAGAGGUCAUCAUUAUGUAAGAACAUAAAUGUGACUGAUGGUGGUUCUCCAAUCCUGAAAGAGAAGGUUCCUGUUGUAAAGCCAGAGGAGUUGCCACAACCAACCACACACAGCACACCUGCUGUUGAAGCCAAUAUUGAAGAUGACAGGACUAGUGUUAAAAAUGUUGUUCAAGGUCGCAAGAGGUUUCAAGAGCUGCGGCGCUGUAUGCAGACUGAGGAAGAGGACGAUGGAGUGCCUGACACUGCGCUGCCCUCCGACCAUACCUAUACACUGGAACAUCCCUUCAAAAUAAUAUCUCACGACACAAUGAGCCUGCAGAGCAUGACGUCACUGGGCCGCAUCGGCAGGAUACUGAGCGGCGCCGCAGAAACACAUUCAAACUUCCGUGACCUCGUCGCACCUUCUGCGUCAUCGAGGGAACCAUCAACAAUAUCCGAUGACCCUUUAGCAUCAGACAAUAGAAGUCAGAAUGCGCUGGCGACGUCCGAGCCGGACGUGAUAGCCAGCACGAAGGCCAACAGCCUGAAGCAUGCGCGCGCGCCCGCAGUCGUGUCCGUGUCCGGUGCGCCCGCCCCGCCCGCCCCGCCCGCGCACCCCGCGCAGCCCGUCGCGCCGCCCCGCAGGAAGAGGCGCGACAAGGUGCCGGGUUCUCAGUCACAGUGCGGGGAGGGCGAGGACACGCGCAGCGUCAGCACGGCCGGAGAUGACCCCAUCUACCCUCGCCGUCCCGACAAGCCGCAGCUCGACGACCUGCUGGUACAGCCUCCUCUGUCACACUCUUUGAACCAAACGAUGGCGCUACCCAGCCCCGCCAGCACCAUAGAGUCUCUGACCAGAGAGUUCCAGGAUUCCUUGGAGCUCUCGCAAUCUAAAUAUGGUAACGAUGUGUCGGGUGGUGUCAGUGCGCGCGAGUGUCGCUCCUCGCGGUCCAGCGAGCGCGCCAGCGGCUCCUCGCGGUCCAGCACUGCGCAGCGUCCUCCGCAUCUGCUGCACUCCGUCCUAGACAUCAACGAGGCAGUACGAGGGGAGUGUGUGGUGCGCGCGCAGGAUGAAGAGAGAGCGCGCAGCAACUCGCGCACGCAUAGCGAGGGUCGCGCGCACGCGCACGCGCACCUCACCGCGCAUCAGCAGCACGCCCAGCCCGCUGACAUCCAGCAGACCAGCGCCAGUCUCGGGCACGCCAGGAAGAGUGUGGGGGGGCGCACGCGGCGGCGGUCUGCCGGCGACUCUCCGACUGUGGCCCCGGCGCUGCGCACGCGCUCCUCCUCCGGACACCAGCUCAGCGACAUCGAGAUCCUCGAGCAGGUCACCGUGCUCAACCUCGACACCGCAGGUGAACGUAUGCCGCUGAGUGUGGCGGAGCACAAGCUGCCUCAGUGCAUCAACCCGCUCAGUCUUCACAUCAUGCGCCUCACCUCGGAGUACAUCAGCAGCGCCAGACCACAGGACGAUGACAACACCAGAGAAACCGAUGAAGAGAGUGAGAGUGUUUGUGUGGGGGGAGUGGAGGACGAGACGAAGGAGAUCAAACGCGAGUCAACAGACAGACAGACAACCGCUAUCAGGAGAAAAACUGAAAAAGUGCUGAUGAACGAUUUAGUGAAGUGUCACUCGCACGACAACAUUAACAGGCGGUUGACUGGCGCGGCCAACUCAAGGUUGAAGCGGUUCUUCGGCAGCACUGUGAAGCGUACUGUGGACGCCGCCAAGUCGUUAGCUCAGGAGGUGUCACACGCGCGUCACAAGGAGGACGUGGCUGACAUCGCGGAUGACGUGCGCGGUGAACAUAACAUCAAAUUGAAAGCGUCCAAUUCGCACAAAGGACCUUAUGACUUUGACGGAUGUGUGCGACAUGUGCAGGAGAUGGGCAGUGGGCACACGGGCGCGGUGUGGUGCUGCAAGAUGAGCGUGUGCGGACGUCUGCUCGCCACCGCCGGCCAGGACAGACUGCUGCGCGUCUGGGUCACACGAGACGCCCACCACAUGUUCCAGGACAUGCGAACAAAAUACAACGCGGAGAAGAAAUCCUCACCGACACCAUCUCAGGAGUCUUUAUCCCUCUCCGCCCCUCCCCCCAGCCCCGAGGCGCCCCUAGGACCCUCCGCCCCCUUCUGCCCCAAGCCCUUCUGCGUGUACUCGGGCCACACGUCGGACCUUCUAGACGUUUCCUGGUCUAAGAACUACUUCCUCCUCUCGUCGUCCAUGGACAAGACGGUGAGGCUGUGGCACAUCUCCCGCGGGGAGUGUCUCUGCUGUUUCCAGCACAUCGACUUCGUGACGGCCAUCGUGUUCCAUCCCAGAGAUGACAGGUACUUCCUCUCCGGCAGUCUGGAUGGGAAACUGAGGCUCUGGAAUAUUCCCGAUAAGAAGGUUGCGGUGUGGAAUGAAGUUGACGGCAAAACUAAGUUAAUAACCGCAGCUAACUUCUGUCAGAACGGCAAGUUCGCAGUCGUGGGUACUUACGACGGCCGCUGUAUAUUUUAUACAACGGACCAGCUGAAGUACCACACUCAGAUCGACGUGCGCUCAACACGAGGCAAAAACUCCACCGGCAGGAAGAUAAGCGGCAUAGAACCCAUGCCUAACGACGACAAGAUACUGGUCACAUCUAACGACAGUAGAAUACGACUCUACGAUUUGAGAGACUUGAAUCUGUCUUGCAAAUACAAAGGAUACGUCAACGUAUCCAGUCAAAUUAAAGCCUCUUUUUCUCACGAUGGGAAAUAUAUCGUCAGCGGAUCAGAAAACCAAUGCAUUUACAUCUGGAAGACUUAUCACGAUUACUCCAAGUUCAGUUCAGUGAGGAGGGACAGGAACGACUUCUGGGAGGGUAUAAAGGCUCACAAUGCGGUGGUGACUUGCGCCGUGUUCGCUCCCAACCCUGAUCACAUGAUACGUAUGAUAGCGGAGAGGGAGGCUGAGGCCAACAUGGCGGACAAGACCCCAGAGGAACGAGAGGAAGCGAAGGCGGCGGAGGGUGGCAUGGUGUCAUCCUCGCAGACUGGGCACGUACUAGUGAGUGCAGAUUUCAACGGCUGCAUCAAGGUGUUUGUGCAUAAAGCCAAGCCCAAACACAGCUCGCUGCCCGCCUCCGCGCUCGCAUAGCACGCCCCCAGCCCCGCCCCCAGCCUCGCCCCCGCCGCCUUCUGUCUGCAGCUGCUGAGAUGUCACAGGUAACACACGAACAUGACUCGAGUGUAACAUGAAGUAACGCCCACGUCACUUACUCGAUUGUAACAUGGAGUCACAUUCAGGCAACUUAAACAAGUGUAACAAGAUUUAACAUCAAUAUAACUUACAACAUUGUUACAAGAAACACCCAAGUACCUCAUUCGAGUACAUGUAGUAGUGAAAUCUAGGCACUUUACUCGAAUGUAACAUGAAGUAAUUACCCACGUGACUUACUCGAAUGUAACAAACGUGAUUUACUCGAAUGUAACAUGAACGUAACUUAUUCGAAUGUAACAUAAACGUGACUUAUUCGAAUGUAACAUGAACGUGACUUAUUCGAAUGUAACAUAAACGUGACUUAUUCGAAUGUAACAUGAACGUGACUUACUCGAGUGUAACAUGAACGUGACUUAUUCGAAUGUAACAUGAUCGUGACUUACUCGAGUGUAACAUAAAGUCACACUCUACCGUGUUGUAACAAAAGGUGAUGGAACAAUUUAAUGGAAAAAAAUGCUUAAAUUUGAAAAUUUAUAUCUAACUAAAUAAAGUAAGUCAACUGAUGAAAAUUAGUUUUAGAUCUGCUGUUUGUAGAAAAAUGCCUUUAUAUAAAUGAAAUUAAUUAUUUUAGACACUACAACAUGUAAUUAAAUGCAAGUUGAGAUUUGAUAGAAGAAAACUAUGUAAAUAUGUUUUAUUACAGUCUUAUGUUUAAUAUCUUUUAUAUUAUGGAAUUCUUUUGCUUUUAUUAUUUAUGUAUUUUUAAAAAGUAUGGACCUUGAUUCUGGAACUCUGAAGUUUGUAAUAGCCAAAUAUACUGUCAUAUAGAAAGUUAUCCGACAAAAAAACCCUAAAAUCGAUCUCCAAUUGUCCAACCAACAAUUUGGAUAUUCCAGAAUAUGAACAAAGUUCUCCAGUCAUAUCUAGAUUGAAUAUGAAAAAUCUACACAAAGGGACUAUUUAAAUAACCCUAAAACAA
This is a messenger RNA of Papilio machaon (common yellow swallowtail), 4329 nucleotides long. RefSeq names its product WD repeat-containing protein 44. NCBI's taxonomy places the organism in Eukaryota, Metazoa, Arthropoda, Insecta, Lepidoptera, Papilionidae. The record is from RefSeq and is a predicted model, not a curated record. The transcript has 19 exons. Gene Ontology annotation, molecular function: protein binding. The coding region runs from base 114 to 3287 and encodes 1057 amino acids.